CUGGUAGGUCACGUGAUCUCCGCCAUAUUCCCAGGGAAAAGAGAAGCUCGGUGCUGCAUUGUGUCGUCAGUUUGAUAACUAAAUCUCCAAGCAAACGGAUUUGUACAGACUUUUUGCCAUGUUUGGCGGUCGGAAGACAACUCCUACCUUCUCUAGACACCAGAGAAGGCGCCGUGCGGGGACUCUCGGCUUCCCUGAGGGGGCCUGUGCCCGUCUAAAGUACCUACCGGAGGGACAUCAAAAUGUCGUACGGCAAGUCGAACUGGCGAAGUGUACAGGUCGGGGGUUGACUCGGGCCAUACAGCUGUCUGCUGCCUUUGUUGAGGCAGUGAACAACCAGCAGAAGCUGAAGGACCUUCCCCAGAUCGUGCGGAAACUGUCCCAGUUUACCAUCGGGCCAUGGAUGGACUAUCACACCAUAUUGAGACUUCUCAAGGAGCUCCGUGAGCUUCUGACAGCACAUGGUUUUGAGGACAACCCUGGAGUGCGGUGGAGCAACACCACACGUGCCUUCAACACAGAGGUCUUCGAUGUGUUUGAUGGAAGUCAGGUAGUGAUAGAACUUCUGAUGAAGCCCAUGCUGUAUCCUUCUGAAGACAAGUCAGCUAGAGAACAGGAAAAAGUCCAGCGAAUGCAAAACCUGUGUCUGGAGAUCUUACAUCAUGUGUUUGCCAAUGUGGGUAUUAUAGCCCAGGAGCGGGGAGAGCCGCUGGACCUGGUGCAUUAUUUAUUCAGCCUGAUGGCCCAGCAGCGGACCUUCCUGAACGCCGCCACAGUGUUAGAGGACAUGCUGCAAGUCAAGAAGGACAUGAUCCGGCUGGAAAAUAUACCCAACUUCCCUGAGCUUGUAAACAAGUUCAACCAACAACAGCUGGCCAACUUCUGCCGCGUGGUUUCCGUGGCGAUGUCGGAAUUGAGCGAAAGCGAGGAUCAGCUGACGCUACUGUAUCAGGACGAAGCAGCCAAGAGACUGUCAACUAUACCCAUACCAGACUGUAACCAAG
This is a messenger RNA of Branchiostoma floridae (Florida lancelet), 1004 nucleotides long. Its product is annotated as short transient receptor potential channel 4-associated protein-like. Gene Ontology annotation, biological process: ubiquitin-dependent protein catabolic process. NCBI's taxonomy places the organism in Eukaryota, Metazoa, Chordata, Leptocardii, Amphioxiformes, Branchiostomatidae. Gene Ontology annotation, molecular function: phosphatase binding. Gene Ontology annotation, cellular component: Cul4A-RING E3 ubiquitin ligase complex. The record is from RefSeq and is a predicted model, not a curated record.